Rotaria sp. Silwood1 is the source of this 426-nucleotide messenger RNA. Lineage: Eukaryota; Metazoa; Rotifera; Eurotatoria; Philodinida; Philodinidae. The record is from the annotation of a GenBank genome assembly.
AUGGCAUUAGAUCAAGAUAUUCAAAGCAAAAUGUACUGGAAACAAGAUCCUGAACAAGAAAAAGCAGCAAGAGAAUGGGUCGAAUCUGUAACUGGUGAACGAUUUUCAUCAGACAAUUAUGCAGAAGCUCUUCACGAUGGAAUCAUUUUAUGCAAACUAAUGAAUAAACUCAAACCUGGUUCUGUACCCAAGAUUCAUACACAAGGACCUUCAAUUAAAUUACGUGAAAAUAUUGGCCUUUUUCAAGAAGCUGCACGUGCUUAUGGUGUCAAUCCAAGUGAAUUAUUUCAAGCUGUUGAUUGUUUCGACAAACAAAAUAUUCCACAAGUAACGCAAUGUAUAUUUGCUUUAAAUCGCGUUGCUCAAAAGAAUAACUUUAAAGGACCCAAAUUGAACUAUCAAACCAAAUUACCUGUCUACGAUUAA